AUGAAGUGGAUUUUUUAUGUGAUUGUAUUCAUUUAUAUGUUCUAUAGAGCAGUUUACGGAUCAAAAUCAAUACAAAAGGAAACGCGGGGCUUAUCAAUCGAACCUAUAGAUUAUGGACCAGAUAAGGCUUAUUAUAAUGCUGGUGUACGUAAAUCUAUUAUUUGUAAAGGCACCAAUAAGAAUCAAAAGGUAGAAUGGAUAAAUCCUUCAGGAAACGUCGUACAACGGGUAGUAACGAACAGGGUGUUUACUCAGGAACAUUUCGUACCUGCAUUCCGAACUCGUAUACCAGCCAUGGUUCUUGUCAUCAGUCAUGCUAAUGUAGAAGAUACGGGAGUUUGGGAGUGUCGGUCUGGUGCUCUAAAGCGUAAUGUUUCACUUUGUAUUAUAGAUCCAUCUGAAUUUGUGGAUACGCCGACAGAAGUAACAGUAGACCGUGGCCGAUCUAUAACGCUAUCUUGUCAAGCGAAAGGUGAACCAGAACCCAGACUGCUUUGGCAUAGGAAUGGGGAAAUUAUCACAGAGGACGUGAAUCCUUCGAAAUAUCAAGUUAUGACUAAGUACAAUAGCCAAGGGUUCGAAGGUCUCUUGACAAUUACAUCUUUGCAACCAGAAGACAGCGGAGUUUACAAUUGCGAUGCGAUACAAGAAAGUCCUAAUUUAGAUGAUUGUACUGCGAGUACGAGCUUGAAUAUAACUCUACUUGUCAAUUAUGCUCCUAUGUUUGAAGAUGGAAACGAUACAGCUCUGGUCCCGGGGAAGGAAAAUGAAAGCGUGGAUUUAGUUUGCGCCUCAAAUGCACACCCCACACCAAUCUAUAGAUGGUUUAAGGAAGAUGGUGAUAUUUUAUCCGAAUUUUCUAAAGAUGAAAUUAAACUAAUCGAUGACGGAGAGAAAGCUGUUCUCACUUUAGUAGCUAAUGAGUCAACGUUCGGUCAACGAUACCGAUGUAGAUCAAGCAACCUCUACGGAGAGGUUGAUAAAAUUUUCGCCGUCUUAAAAUUAGAGAAACCAAGGAAACCGACUGAGAUAAGUGUUGAAAAUGUUACACACGACUCUAUUCACUUUCAAGUCAAAUGGCAUGGAGAAACACUGUUUCCAGUCGACGAAGUUCUUAUUCAAUACAUGGAAUUCAAAAGUUUAUUAAAAAAGAGAGUAGGUACGCCUAGAGAUGUAGACUGGAAGAAAGCAGAAGAGGCCUUGUUGAAAAUAGAUGGUAAUAAUAUUGUAGAUGGUGAAAGUUCAGAUCUUACACUAACGUUGCCCGAAUUAAAUGAAAAAACUGAAUAUUGGGUUCGCUUUCGUGCCUCAAAUGAAGCUGGUGAUUCUCUCUGGUCAGAACCAAUCCUCGCGUCGACAGUUGAACAGCCUGAAAUCGAAUUAGUCGAAGAAGUUGAUAAUGAACCCGAACCGGUUAAAGCAGCCCAGAUAUCUGACGGAACAUUCUAUGGAAUAUUUUUCGCUGGUGGUAUUUUGGUCGUAGGUAUAGGAUGUAUGUUUGCUAUGCGUAUGGUUUGAGUCUUGUUUUAAUUCCAUUGUAGCGUUAAUAAACACUU
Messenger RNA from Vanessa atalanta (red admiral), 1556 nucleotides. RefSeq names its product hemicentin-2-like. NCBI's taxonomy places the organism in Eukaryota, Metazoa, Arthropoda, Insecta, Lepidoptera, Nymphalidae. Gene Ontology annotation, biological process: cell-cell adhesion. Gene Ontology annotation, molecular function: protein binding. Bases 1 to 1518 code for a protein of 505 amino acids. The transcript has 10 exons. The record is from RefSeq and is a predicted model, not a curated record.